Messenger RNA from Pangasianodon hypophthalmus (striped catfish), 7114 nucleotides. Its product is annotated as ER degradation-enhancing alpha-mannosidase-like protein 3. Gene Ontology annotation, biological process: endoplasmic reticulum mannose trimming; carbohydrate metabolic process; mannose trimming involved in glycoprotein ERAD pathway. Gene Ontology annotation, molecular function: mannosyl-oligosaccharide 1,2-alpha-mannosidase activity; calcium ion binding. Gene Ontology annotation, cellular component: endoplasmic reticulum; membrane. NCBI's taxonomy places the organism in Eukaryota, Metazoa, Chordata, Actinopteri, Siluriformes, Pangasiidae. The transcript has 20 exons. Bases 2704 to 5121 code for a protein of 805 amino acids. The record is from RefSeq and is a predicted model, not a curated record.
UAUAUAGUAUUCAGUUAAGAACUGCAACUCAUGACCAGAUCAUUCUCAGCCAUAGCAGGAUGCUGUCUAUAGGAAAAUAAUCAAAAACUGUGUAUGUAUAUGUAUAUCUGUUCCUGGCAAAGGUAAAGUCCACCCUGAACAAAUUUAAAUCUGUUUAUAUUGAAAAAGCUAUGAUGUGCUUAGUGAUUUAGGUUUUAAUUCAGUGGUCAAUGCUGUAUUUUUGUUAUUCCCGUGAGAAGUUAGGUUAUAUGCCACGCUGACAUCACAGGGUGAUGUUUCUAGUGCACUUGUGCUGUGUUCAAGGUGAAGUCGCAACUUGUAAUUCCUCGCCUACAACCAGGAAGAAAAAAAAAACUGAGAAUACAACCUCAAGUUGAAAUUUCAACUCGCUAACUUGAGGUAGUCUUCUCGACUACCAGUUCUUUCCCUGUUUACGGAAUAACAUCAAAUCAACAUGGCCGCUCAGAGUGAGAACAGUGUACUGUUCCCCUUCUCUACUGUUAAAUUAGUUUAUAACAGUAUUGGUUUUCGAUCAGUUAAUAUACUUGGUUAAAUCUAUAAUGUUGGCCGUACUAAUCGCUGUUUUGAGAAGGUAAACAUAUCAUCAACAUAUUUUUUAUGAUUAGUAAUAACUAAGGUUAUAACGCUUUGUAAAGUUUACAAGGUGCCACGAACGCAGCAUUACAAUGGCGUUUAAUAGGAGAAAGAAAUUCAAUGUCAGACAUUCAGGUUUUGAAGUUAGCUCUUAAAAACAAAGGCAUGAGGGCUUCUUUUCUCACCUCAACAUUUUUAAACUAUGGUUGACGUCAUUAAUGAGAAAUCCGAUUCAGUUGCCCCGAGUCACGGCAGACACUCGACUUGCGAUCUGUGAGAUGACGAGCACAAUGGCAGUGCUUCAUGAAAGUUGUUUGUACAGAUGAGGAAGUGAGAGAGCUAAAGCUCUGCUGCAUCACUCUCUUUAGGUAGAAAUGAAGUGAGAGCUAAAUCCCACUGGUGCCACUAGUCGAACGGCAUUGUUGGUAAGGGAGGAAAACGUUUACCAAUAAAAAAGAUCAACAAGUCGAUGAAAGAAUUUUAAGCGAACACAGAAUUUCACUACGAAAUAAACCUUGGAUGCCAUUGAGGAUCGCAUUAAUAAUAAGAUGAUUAAUAUGCAAGUCAUUCAGGGUGGAUUUUUUUUUUUUCCCUUGAAGGUUGAAUUAAUACCAAUGCUAAGAAUAGACAUUACACCAGUCUAUCUUGUUAAACAGUGUAAUUUAAUACGAUGUUCUAAUAUGUUAUCUAAUACAUUAUAAGGAAGAGCAGUCAAAUGUAAUCCUGUUCCUUUAAAUUUAUGAUGCAGGAAAAGUUUCCAAGAGAGAAGUUAAUGUUGGUGAGGGAUCAAGUGUUAUAGUUACCAUGACAUAAGUGAUCAGAAAGACUAACUUGUUUUACAGCAACAUUGUGUAACUCUAAAAGGAUAAAAAUUACAGUGUGUUCUUUAAUAAAGGAAACUAUAUAGCAGUGGUGGUAUAAGCACCCUUACUUCUCUCCCAUGGAGCAUUCAUUUCUGUGGUUUCAUUCACUGGUGAAAGUACAGUCAGCUCCAGAAUUAUUGGCACCCUUGGUAAAGGGUUGAAAAAUGAUUAUGAAAAAAUUUCUUUGUAGUUAAUUGGCUUGGGUUAAUUGAAAGUACAGUCAGCUCCAGAAUUAUUGGCACCCUUGGUAAAGGGUUGAAAAAUGAUUAUGAAAAAAUUUCUUUGUAGUUAAUUGGCUUAAUCUCAAAGUGAAAAUCUAAGAGAGAGUUGUAACCUUUAAUUGAUGUAAAGUUAUUCUAAAGACUGUCUUCAGAUCAUCCCACAGGUUUUCUGUGAGGUCAGCAGACUAGGAAGACCAUGGAAAAAGCUUGCUUAUUUAGUCACAGAAGCAUUUUUGUGUGGAUUUGGAUGUAUGUUUUGGAUCAGUUAUACUGCUAGAGGAUCCAGCCACAACCCAGCUGUAACUUCCUGGCAGAGGCAACCAGAUUUUCGUUUAAAAUCUAAUGGUCCUCUGUGAUGACUUGUGUUCUAACAAGAUGUAACAACACAGAGCUUCCACCAGACUUAACAGCUGGGAUUAGGCUCUUUUCUGUAUAACCGUCCUUCUUUUUACAGCAAACUCACGUUGAGUGCUUGUUGCCUGAAAGCACCACAUUUGUCUCAUCUGACCACAGAACCUGGUUUCAGUAGCGUCUAGUGAAAUCCAGACACUUUCAUUUGUGGUUAGAUGAAAGAAGAGGCUUUUUUCUUGAAUUGCAGUAGACAUGACACUUGAUUGCAUCACAGUAAUAUUUCCCCUCUCCUAGUACUUUAAUCGAAUAUCCUUUCAUUAACUAUUGCGGAUUUUUGGAUAUUAAAUUUAGUCAGAAGGCAUACAGCUUGAUCUACUUUAUUACUUCAAUAAUUGUUAUCUAAUAUGUGCACUUCUAAACCAUUGUCAUCUAUUGCGGCUCUAAUGACCUAACUAAAUCCGAGUUUAUUUAUGGGCUUCUUUCUGUUUCGUGUGUGUUAGUUUACAGUGGAGUCAAAAAGUCUGAGAUCACAUUGAAAAUCUGGGAUUUUUUUUUUUUUAAAUUGGAAAUAAAUAAAGUUUUAGAAUUGUGAAGAAUUUCAAACAAAGAAAUGUUAUGAAGACAAAAAUGAAGAGGAUAUAUUCAAGAAUCUGCACUUCUAGGUCACUAUUCAAAUGGAACAAAUUUUGGAGAUGUUUGAUCAUGCUUAUGGCAGUUACAUGAAAUAUGCAUACCCAGCUGAUGAGCUGAUGCCUCUGAGCUGCAGAGGGAGGGUUCGAGGGCUGGAGCCAAAUCGUGGAGACAUCGAUGACUCUCUGGGAAAGUUCUCUCUGACACUGAUUGACACCUUAGACACACUAGCGCUGUUGAACAGGAUGGAUGAAUUUGAAGAGGCUGUGAAGAAGACCGUUACAGACGUCAGACUGGACAACGAUGUGGUGGUGUCUGUUUUCGAGACCAACAUCCGUGUGCUGGGAGGACUGUUGGGGGCGCACGUGAUGGCUGACCUGCUAAAGCAGCGGGGGGAGAAGAUGCAAUGGUACAGAGAUGAGUUGCUGCACAUGGCCAAAGACCUCGGCUACCGCUUACUGCCUGCCUUUAACACCACCAGUGGCCUUCCGUAUCCAAGGGUGAACCUGCGCUACGGGGUUCUGAACCCUCUGUCCCGCACAGGCACUGAGACAGACACCUGCACGGCCUGCGCCGGAACCAUGAUCUUAGAGUUUGCUGCACUAAGCCGACUCUCGGGGGAAUCUGUGUUUGAGGAGCAUGCACGGAAAGCUCUGGAUGUCCUCUGGGAGAAGAGGCAAAGAGGAAGUAACCUUGUGGGCACAGUUAUUAACAUCCAUAAUGGAGAUUGGGUCCGCCGGGAUAGUGGUGUUGGAGCUGGAAUAGACUCUUACUAUGAAUACUUGAUGAAGGCGUAUAUUCUGCUGGGAGACAAUGUAUACCUCGAGAGGUUCAACACUCACUACAGUGCCAUAAUGAAGUACAUCAGCCAGCCGCCUCUGCUGCUCAGCGUGCACAUGCACAACCCCACGGUGAACGUGCGCAGCUGGAUGGACUCCCUACUGGCCUUCUUUCCUGGACUGCAGGUUCUAAGGGGAGAUCUGAAACCUGCUAUAGAGACCCAUGAGAUGCUCUAUCAAGUCACCAAACAGCACAAGUUUCUUCCUGAGGCUUUCACCACUGAGUUCAGAGUUCACUGGGGUCAACACCCUCUGCGGCCAGAGUUUGCUGAGAGCACUUACUUUCUUUACAAGGCUACAGGUGACCCGUAUUACCUCAAAGUGGGCCAGUCUAUAGUCGAGAAGCUAAACACUCACGCUCGGGUCCCUUGUGGCUUUGCUGCAGUGCAGGAUGUAAGGACGGGAACACAUGAGGACAGGAUGGACUCCUUCUUCCUGGCUGAGAUGUUUAAGUACCUCUAUUUGCUCUUCUCUGAGAAGAGUCAUUUGCCUUUUGAUAUUGAUGACUAUAUCUUCACCACUGAGGCCCAUCUGCUCCCAGUCUCUCUGUCUAAUGCACAGACUCCCUGUAAAGGCAACAGCACGGGCCUUUACACUGCUCCUGAGGAGGACAUGUUUACAUUUUCUUGUCCCAGUGCUCAGAUCCUGUUCCCUAAUAACCCAUCUUUUGCCAAGACCAUCAGGGACCGUUACAAAUACCUCACCGGGGUCGGCAGGCCACCCCAUACCUCUUCUUUCAGGGGGAUUGAGCUGCCUCUUCAUGACACUGGAAUCGAGCCAGUUGAGUUCCUGAAAAGCAUGGGCAUCUCUCUUACCCCCCUUGCAGAAAUGGCAGCGGCCAGCAGUGGCUCGGUGACCCAGGACACUCAGAAAGGUGUGUUUAGAGUAAAGCUGGUAGCCGAGGUCAGCCAUACACCUGAAGAAGAGGAGGUGGUGCCGCUUAUCGUGCAGCUCAUCUCCCCUCCAUUUUUGGGGAGAACAGUCCUGACAGCGGGACCAGCUAAAUUUGGAAUGGACCUCACCAAGCAGGAGCAUGGGGUCAAGGGUAGUAUAGUAAAGAGUAAUCCAUACACAGCGUGUGGACACAUAGAGAAUGCGUUGGAGCUGCAGGGCCACAUAGCUGUAGCUCUGAGAGGAGACUGCAUGUUUGCUGCUAAAGCUCGACGAUUACAGCAGGCCGGGGCCAUUGGAGUCAUCUUUAUAGACCAGCGAGAGGACAGCAGCAGUGCUGAGACCCCUCUGUUCCAGAUGGUGGGAGACGGGGAGUCUACAGAGGACAUCACGGUGCCACUUGUCUUCCUGUUCAGCCGAGAAGGGGCCAUUCUGACUGCUGCCCUGCAGGAGCACCAUAACGUAGAUGUCCUUCUUCUGCCUAAGGAGAGACAGCUGGGGAAAGAAAAAACAGAGAAACUGAACAUCAAAUUCCGGCUGGCCAAAGAGAACGAGCAUGAGGAGACGGCGGGAGAGAGAAGUACCAUCCGGCUGGUGCUGGAAGGAAAGAUGGAGCCUGAGGUAGAAGCUGAGCGAGUACCCGAAUCCCAGUCCCAGUGCACUGUGUUCUCUGCAGGGGAAAACCAGGAGUCCUGCAGUCCAGAGCAGAAAAAUCUUGAGAGUGGCCCAUGAUGCUGGAAUCAGAUUAGUACCUCGGCCCCUUCGUUCAUGCCCGGGCUGGUGCUAGCCUGUGGCUGAUCCGGGAUCAGAGAAUACGGCAAGACCUGGUCCCAACUGAUCGAGCUUGGUAUACACCAAGUCUCACAUGGACUGGACUGGUUUCUCCUCUCUUAUAUUGAAGAAUGAGGGUGACUCGUGUAAUUUGUAGUUAUUGGGCCAGUGUAUGGUAUAGAGCAAGUAGGAGAAGUAUGCAAAGCUGUAGUCUUACUUUCCUAUCUACUGCCAUGACAUACAUGUACUGUAGUGGUUGGGAUUGAUUCAUCUGAGUGAUUAACAGGUGAAAAAAACUCAUGGUUAAGAGGUGCACAGUGGGCAGUGAGCUAGAGUAAGACACACUCAGGCCACAAUACUUUUUUUUUUUUUUUUUUUUUUUCUCCAUUAGCAUUUAUUAAUUUUUGUCAUUAAGGAUUUUUUUGUCUGUCAGGUGACCACAGAAGGGGUUUCGUGGAAACAGCAAAGGGUUUGUUCAGUGUUCUGUUUAACUGUUUACUUAUUUUAAUAAGGACGCUUGAAAUCCAUGACUCAGGUCACUUAUGACCAAACCAGAAAUAUCAGUGUUGAAUACAUUGGGAACAUAAUGGUUAUACAGGGAAGAAUGGGCCAGCAUUCUGAACUUUAAGUUCAACCAUAUUUUAUUUUUCGAUACUGAAAUCAGGGAAAUUUAAAGUGCUAAGACUUGAACAUGUGCACGUCCACAUGCAUGCAUAACGUCACGGUGUGCAUCUGUGAAGACUUCAGUGUUCUUACACUAUGGACUGCCCUUGUGCCAACACUUGGUUUGUGUGUUUGUGUGUAGUUGCCUAUCGUUCAUACACCACAGAUGCAUUCAUUCCUCUCUCACAGACUGAAUGGUGACAAGUUGUUGAUGUUCAGGUAAUCGAUUGAUGGUUCUCAGAUUUGUAGCAGUUCAGUUUUACUUGAUCCUUUUCCAGCAUUAGGCCUUCCUGGGAUUACUUCUAUCCACUUCCGUUGUCCUCACAUUAAACACUAUAUUAAAUUAACUAUUACAUUGUUGAGACCUAGAUCAGGGGUAUGCAGCUAAAAUUUAUAAAGAUGCAGUUACACAAAAUUCUUUACUUGCAAAGGUCCGGAUAAGCAACUAAUAUGGCUGAAUGAUGUCCAGAUAUGUUUUAACGCUUUAGUUUAUGGCUAUAAAUAAGACUAUUUAAAGUGAAUUUGUUUUGUUUCGUAGUGGCGCUUUGUGAUAUCACUUUUAACUAGUGUCAUGGACUCUGAACAGAUGAGACAAAACUGUUUUGAAUUUGAUGCUUAGUAUUUAACAAUUUUGUUGCUGCCUUUUUUUUUUUUUUUUUUUGUUUUUUUAAACGAUUCAUGUUGUCAGUUCACAUGGACCAGAGACAGUAAAUAAAAUGAAAAAUCGAUGAAAAUCUGUGAAAACACUCUCUUUACGUCUCUAGCUGUGUAGCUAGUCUCUGGUCUGAUGAGCUGCCUUCAGAUAAAUAAUAAAUAAUUGCAUAAAUGCAUAUGAUUGAAUACUGAAAACUGCAGUCGCUGAACUGCAGCCAUUUUUUUCUUACUUUUAUCAGCUCUGCUACAGGAUGUCUUGAAGUAUUUAUUUCGGUCCGCUGAAACACAACAUUGGGUCCAAAUCCAGAUCACGUUUGGCCGGUUGAUGACCCCUGGUCUAGAGGAUAGGAGUAGAUCAGGCAUUCAGCAGCUAUUAUAAUUACACAGAGUAUGUUUCUGCAUUACCAACAGCUGUGUGUGAUUGUGUGUACAUAUGCAUAUGUGUUUGUGUUGACUACAGCCUGUAUGAAUCUGAAAGCAGGGUAUUGUCAAGUGGUACCUCUUUGAGGUAAUAUAAGCUUCCUCUGUCUUAUUUGUAACACAGAAAAUCAGACAUUGUGUAACACACAUAGAGACAAUUUUCAGUCAACAGCGUUUCUUGUUUCCUGCCUACCUGAGAAUACAAUCCUACACAAAA